Messenger RNA from Acanthosepion pharaonis, 951 nucleotides. The record is from the annotation of a GenBank genome assembly. NCBI's taxonomy places the organism in Eukaryota, Metazoa, Mollusca, Cephalopoda, Sepiida, Sepiidae.
AUGUUAUUGUUGAUCUUUCUCACUCUCUUCCCUUAUCUUUCAAACUCCCUUCCUUUUUACCUCUCUGUUUUUUUUUCUCUUUUCCUUUCUUAUUCUCUUUUUUCACAUUCUUUGUCCCUCUCUUUAUUCAUCUCUUCAAACUCCUUCUCUCCAUUUUUUAUCCAAACCCUCUUUUGCCUUUUCUUUCUUUCUUUCUUUCUUUCUUUCUUUCUUUCUUUUGUCUCAUUGUCUAUCUCUUUCUCAUUGUUUUUUCUUCUCCAAUAUUUAAAACUCUUUCCCUCUUUUUUUAUAUAUCCACUUUCUCUCCCCUUCUGUUUCAGUUUUUCUUUCUCUCUCUCUUUCACACCUUUCCUCUUAUUCACUGAUUUCUUUUCUCUUUCUUUUUUAAUUCAAACUUGUUUUUCUUUUAUCUAUUCAUUUUCUUUCUAUUUCACUUUCUUUCUUUCUUUAAUACUUUCUUUCUAUUUUACUCUUUCUUAUCAUCUCUUUCUUCAUCUCUUCAUUCUCCUAUAUUUCAAACCUCUUCUCUCUCCUUUUUAUCUUUCUUUCUUUCUUUCUUUCUUUCUUUCUUUCUUUCACACUUUAAAUAUAUUUCACUGUCUCUCUUUCUCAUUGUCUCUUUCUUCUUCUAUAAUUAAAAUGCCUUCUCAUCCCUUUUUAUCUACUCUUUCUCUUUUUUCUCAUUGUCUCUUUGUCCUUCUCUCCUUUCUUUCUAUUUCCAAACUCCCUCUUUCUCUUUCUCUCACUGUCCCAUUCUUUUCUUCUUUUACUAUAUUUCCAAAACCCCACCUCCCUCGUCUCUUACCCUAUCCCUUUCUCUCUCUCCCCCCACCCACAUCUUCCAUUGCCUCCAACAUAAAUAAUAUUUUACUUUUCUUUCUUAUUAGUUCAUCAAACUUGGUUGGCAUUCCUCACUUGCUAUUAUUCUGGAUUGGGAUUAAUUAUUGCUAA